This is a messenger RNA of Botrytis porri, 504 nucleotides long. RefSeq lists its product as uncharacterized. The coding region runs from base 1 to 504 and encodes 167 amino acids. The transcript has a single exon. NCBI's taxonomy places the organism in Eukaryota, Fungi, Ascomycota, Leotiomycetes, Helotiales, Sclerotiniaceae. The record is from RefSeq and is a predicted model, not a curated record.
AUGUGCAAGACAGUACUUGUCAAAGGACCAUGCUGGUGCAACGGCAACAAUGGCAAGAGAGUCACCCUGCGCGAAUAUCUGGAGAAGUGUCCGAAUGUAUUGAAUGGAGGCUCGCAUGAUGAGUUUGAGCUACUUUUUCCGGAGAUCAAGGUUGUUAAAAGUAGAUGUGAUAAGUGCCCGUAUUUAGAGGUUGAGGCGGAUAGAUUGGAAACGGAAGCGAGGGAAAGGGAAAGGAUGGAGAUUGAUAGACAGGCGGAAAGAGUGGAGGUGCAGAGAGUGGUGGAAGAGAGAGAAGCGCAAGUAGUGGCGCAGGGAGGUUAUCAGGGAUACGAAGGAGGAUAUCAAGGAGGAUACGAAGGAGGAUAUCAAGCAAACAGUCAAGCAGAUCAUCAAGGAGGAUACCAGGAAGGAUAUCAAAGAAGCUAUCAAGGAGGCAAUCAAGGAAGCUAUCAAGAAGCCCAUCGCCAAGGCCAUCGAAGAGUCCAUCGAGGACACAAACGUUGA